Messenger RNA from Ananas comosus (pineapple), 2532 nucleotides. Its product is annotated as protein NSP-INTERACTING KINASE 2-like. The transcript is spliced from 5 exons. Gene Ontology annotation, biological process: protein phosphorylation. Gene Ontology annotation, molecular function: protein kinase activity; protein binding; ATP binding. The record is from RefSeq and is a predicted model, not a curated record. NCBI's taxonomy places the organism in Eukaryota, Viridiplantae, Streptophyta, Magnoliopsida, Poales, Bromeliaceae. Bases 149 to 2197 code for a protein of 682 amino acids.
AUUAAAGAAGAGAAAAGAAAAGAAAAGAAAAGAAGAGAGAAGAGCCAUUUUUGAGUGUGAACUGUGGAGCAGAGACUAAUAAAAAAGCCUCCUUUUUCUUUUCCUCCCCUCUCCCCACCUCUCCUCUCCGGUUUCCCCACAACAACAGAUGGGUUCCUCUCCAUUCCCCUUCACCCUCCUCCUCGUCCUCGUCGUCGUCCGCUUCGCGCGGGGCAACACGGAGGUGCGCGCGCUCAUGGCGCUCAAGUCGUCUUUGGACCCCGAGGGCCGCGUGCUGGGCUCCUGGACCAGCGACGGCGACCCCUGCGGCGGCGGCGGAGAGUUCGAGGGGGUGGCGUGCAACGAGCACGGCAAAGUGGCGAACAUCUCGCUCCAGGGGCGCGGGCUCGCCGGAACUAUCUCCCCCGCCGUGGCCGAGCUCCGGUGCCUCUCCGGCCUCUACCUCCACUACAACGCCCUCACGGGGGAGAUACCCAAGGAGAUUGGGAACCUCUCCGACCUCACCGAUCUCUACCUCAACGUCAACAACCUCUCCGGGGCCAUCCCUGCGGAGAUUGGGAAAAUGGCUAGUCUCCAAGUUUUGCAGCUGUGCUACAACCAACUAACAGGGAGUGUACCCACCCAGCUGAGUCUCCUGAAGAAGCUCACCGUUCUCGCCCUGCAAUCGAAUCAACUAACCGGAGCGAUCCCCGCGACGUUGGGGGAUCUCUCGCAGUUAAUGCGGUUGGAUUUGAGCUUCAAUCAGCUCUUCGGCUCGAUACCCACUAAGCUUGCUCAGAUCCCUCUCCUCGCCGUGCUCGACCUCCGGAACAACACUCUCUCGGGCAGCGUCCCUUCCGGCUUACGGCGGCUGAACAAAGGAUUCCAGUAUGGGAACAACACUGGUCUAUGCGGAGUUGGGUUCGAUUCGCUUAGCGUUUGCCCUUCCGACGAUACCCUCAAACCCAACAAACCCGAGCCAUUCGGUCCGGGCUCGUCCACUCUUAAGCCGCAGCAGAUUCCCCAAUCAGCCAACUUCAAUGUGCGUUGCAAUGACACCGCCCGUCGUUGUUCGAACGCUUCGUCCAAAUCCAAUGCGGGGACCGUAAUUAUCGGCGUAGUAGCGGUCGCUGUCGGAGGGACAAUUUGCGGGCUUUUCGCCUUCUCGUGGUACCGCCGCAAGAAGCAGAAAAUCAGUAGCUCCGUUGAGGUCUCGGAUAGCCGGCUUAGCACCGACCUGCAGCCGAAAGAUUUGUACCGGAAAAAUGCUUCCCCGCUGAUCAAUAUCGAGUACUCAAAUGGUUGGGAUCCUUUAUCCGAUGGAAGGAGUGGCGCUGGUUUCUCUCAAGAAGUUUCUCAAAGCUUCCGAUUCAAUCUGGAAGAGGUGGAAUGCGCUACUCAGUACUUCUCGGACGUUAACCUUCUCGGAAAGAGCAACUUUGCCGCGACUUACAAAGGGAUACUUAGAGAUGGGAGUGUGGUGGCGGUGAAGAGCAUCAGUAAGAUGAGCUGUAAAUCGGAGGAGGCCAAUUUUUUGAAGGGAUUGAAGAUGCUUACUUUGCUGCGGCACGAGAAUCUCGUCUCUUUGAGGGGGUUCUGCUGUUCGCGGGGAAGAGGGGAGUGUUUGCUUGUGUAUGAUUUUAUGGCGAAUGGGAACUUGUCGCAGUAUCUCGAUGUGAAGGAUGGUGCGAAUGGCCGGACUCUCGAUUGGAUCACGAGGGUCUCCAUAAUCAAGGGCAUUGCUAGAGGCAUCGAGUAUUUGCACAGCAGCAGGCCGAGCAAGCCCCCUCUUGUUCACCAAAAUAUCUCGGCAGAGAAGGUUCUCAUCGAUCACCAUUUUGCCCCUCGCCUCUCUGGUUGCGGCCUGCACAAGCUCUUGGCUGAUGAUGUCGUCUUCUCAACCCUCAAAUCCAGCGCCGCGAUGGGCUACUUAGCUCCCGAGUACACCUCCACCGGCCGGUUCACUGAGAAAAGCGAUGUCUAUGCCUUCGGGAUCAUCGUGUUCCAAAUCCUCACGGGAAAAAGGACCGUCUCUCAUCUCCGACUCAGUGCUGAACACGGUAGUCUCGAAGAGCUUCUUGACCAGAAUCUCAAAGGCAACUUCUCCAAACCAGAGGCGGCAAAGUUUGCGGGAAUCGCAUUACUCUGCACGAGCGAAUCUCCGAGCCAGAGGCCGACGAUGGAGAUGGUGCUUCAGCAGCUAGGAAGCAGCUGCUGAUCUUAGCGAGGGAGAAAGUGCGAUGUAUCUAUUUUCGGUCUUUGAGAGGUGGAGAUGGAUGCCUGCAGUUGUAGUUGUUAUUUAUCGUAGUUAAGCUGUCGUAAUUCGUCAGGUGUUUCAUGUCGCUUCUAUGAAGGUCGUGCAUUUUCCAAGAGGAGAGAACUGCAAUAGGAACCCUAUAAUGCUGUCUCUUUAUUAUAUUGUUGAUGUGCUGCCACUUCAAAUGUCCUUAAAAAGAAAAAAAAAGAAGAAAAGGAAUGCUUCUGUCGAUACUCUUGAAUUUGUUGAUGUGUCGGUUUGUAUUGUAUCGUACAAGUCUAUUUUGUAGAUGACAU